AUGCCAGACAUUGUUACCACUCCGAUACAACUCCGAGGAGGUAAAAACCGACUACAAGGGAGAGUUGAAGUGUAUCAUAGUGGACAGUGGGGUACAAUAUGCGAUGACAAAUUUGAUCAAAACGAUGCUAGAGUCGUUUGCCGAAUGAUAGGAUUAGAAGUACGAUUAACAAAUGGUACAUUUUCUGGAGAGGGACGAAUCGAGGUAAAACAUGACGGUGAAUGGGGAAGCAUAUGUGGAAAUAGUUUUGAUGUAACUGCUGCCAAAGUUAUAUGCCAAAUGUUAGGAUUUAAUAAUACGUAA
This is a messenger RNA of Mytilus californianus (California mussel), 303 nucleotides long. Its product is annotated as neurotrypsin-like. The transcript has 3 exons. Bases 1 to 303 code for a protein of 100 amino acids. The record is from RefSeq and is a predicted model, not a curated record. Gene Ontology annotation, cellular component: membrane. NCBI's taxonomy places the organism in Eukaryota, Metazoa, Mollusca, Bivalvia, Mytilida, Mytilidae.